This is a messenger RNA of Anarrhichthys ocellatus (wolf-eel), 1617 nucleotides long. It is a transcript of the gene ubxn2a, whose product is annotated as UBX domain protein 2A. Gene Ontology annotation, cellular component: nucleus; cytosol. The record is from RefSeq and is a predicted model, not a curated record. Gene Ontology annotation, molecular function: ubiquitin binding. Gene Ontology annotation, biological process: autophagosome assembly; proteasome-mediated ubiquitin-dependent protein catabolic process; membrane fusion. NCBI's taxonomy places the organism in Eukaryota, Metazoa, Chordata, Actinopteri, Perciformes, Anarhichadidae. The transcript has 7 exons. The coding region runs from base 131 to 871 and encodes 246 amino acids.
CGGCACUGUCACGUCACACAUUGCUCAGCAGAAGAGCCGCCCCACGAACCUUACGGCCGCUGCAGAUGUGUAGCCCGGGGAUUAACCGAGGAAACGCGGACUGGUAAAUCAAUGGAAAACACACAACGUCAUGAAAGAUAUUGACACUGUGGGGGGUGAGAAAGAUGAGAAUUGUGACGAAAAUGAAGAGGAGGCUCCAAUGAGGCGUAGUUUCUCGGUAGAAGACCUCCUCGAGGAGGUGGAGAAGAUCUGUUACGAUGCCUCGGGGACAUCAAAGGUGGAGAUGGUGGUGAGGCUGUGGAAGGAUGGCUUCACUGUAAAUGAUCAGGAGUUCCGCAGCUACUCCGUACCAGAGAAUCAAGACUUCCUGGACUCCAUCAAAAGGGGGGAGCUUCCGAAAGAGUGGGAGAGUAGAGCGGAGGAGGAGGAGCUGGAGAUCAGUGUGGAGGAUCUGACAGAAGAAAACUACGUUCCCAGGAAAAAGGCCUUUCACCCCUUCAGUGGCCGAGGGUACCGACUUGGCAGUGUGGCGCCCAGAGUAGUGGCCAGGUCACCAUCUGUACACGAGGACGGAGAAUCUCCUCCUAUUCCCAUGGUAACACUAGACCACGCCCUUCCUGUUACCGCCCUGCAGAUCUGGUUGGCUGACGGCAGGAGAUUGGUGCAGAGGUUCAACCUAAAGCAUCGGAUCGCCGAUGUUCAAGAUUUCGUGGCGCGCUGCCAGAGGAGCUGCCCGCCUUUCGUCCUGACGACGUCCGUUCCUUUCCGGGAACUCAACGACAAAGAAUUGAGUCUAGAAGAGGCCGACUUGGCCACCGCCGUCAUCGUCCAGAGACCUCUGGACACACAGGCUCCAUUUGGACACUCCUGACUAAAAGGGGCCCCCCUGUAAUGCCCACAACACACCCCUUAACCCCUUUACUGACACCUCACCAAGACCCUGAUUGCAGUCUCAAGGCCCCCUGUAACUUAUAAUAUUGCUUUAUUCUAAAGUUUGCCUGGAUUCUAUGAUUGACAUAUUUAAAUCUCCAUGUGGGCUUAUCUACAGCCUAAUGGAGAGAUUGUCAGUUUGUUUGUUGUCAGUGCUUUUUUUGUCUUCUUCCUCUGGAGGACAGCGUUUACCUGCCAACAGAUCUCCCAAAACCCCCAAACUCAAGAGAGGCAAACGGAUUCUGUCGCCCGUGCAGAUGUGUCCAUCUGUUGCUCUACCACAUGUUACCCUCCCUCCUCCCCUCACACACACAUGCACAAUACCUUCACCACCAGCACCACCGACCACCUCUCUUACGUCUUCCCAAACUGUGAUCACCAGUUUUUCUGCACUUACAGUAAAAGAAAUAAAUGAAUAAGGGGCUGAUAUUUACAUUUGUAUCUCUGAGUUUACAAUUACAUUUAAUAAACAUAUGUUUGCACAUUAUUGGGAUUUAAAAGGGGGAAAGAUGACAGCUUGUUACUGUUAUAUGAGUUGGCCUGACUGCUGAGGUCUAUAUUUUUUCUUUUACCAUUUUUGUGCUUUUGUUCAUUAUUUAAUUCAGAAUGCACAAUGCAUUGUUUUAUUUGACUGCAUCCUUUCAAAACAUAUCAAGGUACAAUAAAAAUCCUCAAAAGUUCUGCAAA